GCAGUGAAGACUCCAUGUUCUCGGUACCCGGACAGCAGAGCCGGUAGAUACUCCGGUCUCUGCUCCUUCAGAACCGACACCAGACCCUCCGUUAGCCGCAUCGCGGACGGGCCACGCAUCCAGGACGACGCCGCCAUCUUUGCCUGUCCGCCAGUCUCUGCAAACGUCAUGAAAACGCGACGGAGUGACGUCUAUUAAAUGCGUUCUUUGUUGUGUAGUGUUUUGCGCCAUUCAGAGCUUCACCUCACCUCUGUAUCUGGAUUUAAAACGUAUUUACCUCCAUAUCAGCGUUAAUGUCGAGCUAAUCCAUCAGUAUUCAGCUGAAACCCCCCGCUGUGUGAUGGCUAAUGAGCGGCUCAGAGCUCUGGAGGAUGUGGAGAAGGAGAUAGCGAUGGUCCUACAGUGUGCAGGUGAGGACCGUGAACGCACCACGGUGUGUUCACACUUCAUACUGAGCAUUUAAAUGUGACACUGCAGUCAGUAGAUGGUCCGGACUUGACCUUUACCCGUGUCUCUGUCAUCUUUACUGUUAUGUGAUGUUUAAAAUCAGUAUUUUUGCUUAUGAGCGAACUGAAUGGGAGCUGUAAACUAGUGUGAAUAUUAGGGCUUGGCGAUAAAACGAUAACGGUAUGUAUCGAAAAUGAAUCCCCUCAAUAUCGAUAUAAAACAUGGUCGAUAUCCUUUUUGAUAGUCAGCAUUCUGCCAUGUUUUGGUAAACUAUACUAAUAGCCAAUGAAAAGGGGAGUUGCUCCAGGUCUGUCUCGCGCUGAACCAAUCGUGCCGAAUUAGUACCAAGUAGUAAACAACUGCGUGGUAGCAGGCUGCAGCUACACGCAGUUAUCGCAUUUUAACACGUGAAGCCGACAGCACUAUCGAUGAGAAAUGAAGAAAAUGAAUGCUACCCCCAGCAGAAAUACAGAUGAAGGCUCAACAAAUGACGACAUCAUGGACAACACUGGCACAAAAACGUUGGUGGUGUGGAGGUAUUUUGUUUUUUUGAGGGCGGACAUGAAGCAGAGUAAUAUGCGCUGCGAAUUAUGUUGAGUACAUGUUCUCACAAAGUCAGGGAAUACCUGAUCUUCUUUCACCACCUGAAGCAGUACCACGCGGCAGAGUAUGCACAAUGCAAAUGGUUACAAACCCUGAGCGGAACAAGGAGCCCAUGACGCCCGUGCAGCCCAAACAGCCGAUCAUUCAGUCCGCUUUCUCUAGCGCAACGCCUUACAACAUAAUGUCAAAGGGGCACAAAUUUCUUUAUAUUAUGAAAUAUAUCAAUAUCAACUGAUAUGAAAAUUUAUUGUGAUAAACCUUUUCCCAUAUCGCCCAGCCCUAGUGAAAAUGUAGCCCUCCAGAGACACCCUGUCUGGUUUUUAGUCUUUCUCAUCAGAAGCCCUGUCUACCUAGAGCAAGUGUCUGCACACCUGAAAGCUGCAGACACAUGUAACUUAAAAUCCCGACAAACACAAAUUUUGGUAAAUGGAUCAGAAUAAAAGCUUUAAAAAAACAAAGAGUGGUGUUAAAGGACAAGUUCACCUGGACACAGAGACUCCAUGGAUAAUGCAGUUGUACCUCAGACUUAGAUUUUAAUAUUAAAAUUUGACAGGAAAGUCUAUCAGGCAAAAAUAUGAAUUACAGACUGUUGAAAAAAAAUAUUUCCAACCCAAGAGCCGUGACUGGAACUGGCGGGUGAAAUCUAUGGACUAGGAUGAUAUUUUUUCUGCAUUGUUUUAGCAUUAAUAAAUUAUUACUUCAGUAUUAUUUCAGUGUUAUUUCAGCAUUAUUAUACUAUUAUUUUUGUUUUUGUUCUGCAGGUACCAUCGUCCUGGAGCUCUCCAAAGACAAACACAACGCCAGCCUACUGGAGAGACAGCUGGUCCAGUUUCAGACCUCUGUCAACCGGGUAGAGAGCGAACUGAGCUCCCAGAUCCGCUACCUCACCCAGGUAACCUUUACACACACAGACACAUACACAUAGACACACAAAUGUUGCUAACUUUUUACCGGGUGGAUCACCAUGGUAACUGAUGGUGGGGUUGGCACAUCUACCUGUAUAUUUGUACAUGAACAUGAACAUUAAAGUUAUUGAUGGGGUUUUCCUGACAUCAUUCUUCAUAAAACUUAAAAGAUCAAAACUAGAAGAGAGGUUGUUUAUUGCUUUGAAUGAUGUACCAUAUCAUCAUCUCAUAUUGCCCCAUUCAUGAGAACACAUCGAGUCUGAUUAGUAGAUCUUCUCUGUCAGGGUUAGUGGAUACAGGUAAGUAAAAGGUACCUGGGGUAUGCUAAAAUCUCCUUGAAGUACAGGUCCCUAAUGUGGGACUCUUCAUCUUCAACAAAGUCACUGAAGAGUGACAUGAGCAAUUUAAAAAAUAACAGCAAUUUAAGAAGGACUGAAAAUGUCCAAACAGUGACACAGACUGAAAAAAAGCAGAAAUUCCUUGGGACGUAAUUUUCAUGUUUUCUCUGAUUUCUGGAGAGAAUUGACCAAAGAACCUGAGCAGUGUGUGGACAGACCUUUUUACAGAGCGGGGAUAAUUACAGCUGCUCCACAACAAAACAUAAUCAGUCAGAGUGCUCCACAUCAUCAUCAUCAGCGGCAGCAGCAGCAGCAGAACAAACUCAGCUGUAAUCCUCUGUCUCUGUCUCUGUAGGUUGCCACGGGUCAGCCUCACGAAGGCUCCACCUACUCCGCUAGGAAGGACUGCCAGAUGGCCCUCAACAGAGCCGAGUACGCCAAAGUCAAACUGGGAGAACUUGGACGCACCUGUGAGCUGAUGCUGGAGCAGCAGCAGCCGCAGCCGCAGACAUAAGACUAGACCACAGACAUACAACCAGACCACAGACACGAAACCAGAACACAGACAUGGAACCUGACUACAGAAAUGGAACCAGACCACAGACAUGGAACCAAACCACACACUGGUCCUUUUUCUCUACAUUAAACUCCAGCCUGGGAAUAUUUACUUUCAACUUUUACAUACUGAAUACAAACAAAAAAAGAAAUCAGAGUUUGUUUUUGUAAUUUUCUCAUUUCUGAGCAUAUUUCUUUUUCUUAAAUGUAUUGUCUUUUAUUUGAUGUUUAAUAUAACCCACAUUUAGACUCUUUAAGGGCUUUAUAAUAAAACCAGAGGAUGUUUGUACCAAAUGUUUCUGUAUCAUCACUUUUCAGAAGUCUCAAAUAUUCAACCAUCCAACAGCAGAGAGUAAAGUUUCUGUUGCUCAGCCAGGACUGUUUUACAAAAGAGAUUUUGUUAAUGGAAUAAUUUCCAAAUAAUAAACCUCCACUACAUGUAUGCUCACUCAUGUCAUAACUGAAACUGCUCAAAAAGAGCAUCGGUGAUCAAUACACAUUGGAAAACAGUAACAGCAGCUAACAUUACAAAUUGAAACAAAACUGGAAAUUGAAAAGUCAUUGUGGAGGUAUUUCUGAGAAUGAUUUUUCAUCAAAACCAGUGAAAUAUCAAACUUUUCCACCAUGACUGAUGCAUGUGCAAAACUGUGAGUUUUGGGGCAUGUUCAGGCCUCCAAAUGAACAAUAAUUUAGGCAGAAGUAAGAACGCAAGCAAGCCAGAAAGGAAAAAUGACGUCUUUGGACCAUUCCCUCCAUGUGCUUUACCAAUGUUUUUUCAGUAUCCCAGUAAGAUGCAAAUGCUAUUUUUUCCACUUUGAGUGUUCCUCUUUACAUGUUUUUCACAUUUUACUGUGCGGAACAUCCAUGGAAGGUUUUCUAUGGAAAAGAUUAGGGUCACUGGACAAAGAACAAACUUAGGGAAUCAGAUUUUCUCUAGCUUUUCAUCAGAAUUCUCAAAAGGAAAAAAAAAGUCCAAAUUUUGGGUGGAGAGAAUAGAAUUCUGACCUGAAACUUAGAACUCUGCGAAAAAAUUAUCCACAAAAAAAAAAAUGUAAAAACUGACCUUAUCUUUUUUUUUUUUUUGCUUUGAUUGCCUUGAUUUCUCUCUAUAGUUCUCCAUCAGAAAUGCUGAAAUAAAAAAGGAUUCGAAGAACUUAAUAGGUGCAAAACAAACUUUAAUCCAAAUAUAGUUUCACAGUGGCUAGAGGAACUCUUUAAAAUACAGCUGAAUUUAGUGUGCGUGUAAAGGCUAAUAAGUCUGGACAAGGACAAAACAUCUAUUUAAAACUUGUACAAGAAGUUCCUACAAAAUAAAAGCCUUCCUCUGGACUUAUUUUAAUACUCUUGCUUGUUCUGCCUGUGAUCUAUUUCUGCAUAAAAAGGUUAAAGAAGCAGUAAUUUAGAGGUUCCUCUGUUAGUGAUGCCUGAAUAUAUCAACUGACCUGCUGUCAAUAUAAAAAUAUACCUUUAUUCCUCUGUUUGAAGCAGCAUGUAUGAUAUAAAACAACAUGAAAUACAAUGACUCUGCUAACUGAAGCUACAUGUUCCCUUUUAUCAUUAAUAAACUCAGGGUGUCUGCACAUCUUCUUAUUCUUUGGUAUUCAGGUUGUUUGUAAGCUUAAUUCAGAUAUCUGACCCUGCAGCAGCAGCAGAGACUAAAACAGGGGUUCAUCUUCAUCCUUCUUCCCAGUUAACCCCAGACGAGCAAAGUCCUCAAACACAAGCUCUUCAGCAGGAGAUGGU
Xyrichtys novacula (pearly razorfish) is the source of this 4591-nucleotide messenger RNA. The record is from the annotation of a GenBank genome assembly. NCBI's taxonomy places the organism in Eukaryota, Metazoa, Chordata, Actinopteri, Labriformes, Labridae.